AUGGAGCCCGACAAGGACAACGCCAACCCAACCAUCCUCAACGCCUCCGACCUGCCGUCGCGCCGCAGAGAGUCUUCGGUCAAGCAGCGCGAAGAUGGUGGCACCGGCCUGUUCGACCAUCUGAUACCGCACUACAACUACCUGAGUGACCCCUUCGAGCGCCCCGUCUCAGCAAGCGACUCGGAUGACGACUCUGUCGAGGACAUUGAUGAACAGGAGAUUUACGACCUCAUCUCCUCCAUUUCUGACCCGGAGCAUCCGCUGUCGCUCGGCUCGCUCGCUGUCGUAAACCUACCCGACAUCCGCAUCCUCCCCCCCUCGUCGCCCCAUUCCACCAUUAGCACCGUCGUCGUCGAGAUCACCCCCACAAUCACGCACUGUUCGCUGGCCACCGUCAUCGGUCUUGGGGUGCGAGUGCGGCUCGAGCAAGCCCUGCCACCUCGCUUUCGUGUUGACGUUCGUAUCAAAAAGGGGACUCACAGCACUGACGAAGCAGUGAACAAGCAGUUAGGGGAUAAGGAGAGGGUUGCAGCGGCACUGGAGAAUGGAACCUUGAUGGGCGUGCUGAGGAAAAUGCUGUCGACCUGUGAAUGA
Molecule: messenger RNA, 594 nt
Organism: Lindgomyces ingoldianus
Lineage: Eukaryota; Fungi; Ascomycota; Dothideomycetes; Pleosporales; Lindgomycetaceae
Exons: 2
Coding region: 1-594 (197 amino acids)
Biological process (GO): iron-sulfur cluster assembly
Source: RefSeq, a predicted model, not a curated record